GUUUGCCCACCGCAACAAAGAGUCUUAACGGUCGCAUCUCACUGUGCCUUUGCUCUAGUUGGCGGUGACUGCUUGCUUCUCCACGGUCCCUACAUAUACUGCUCUUGCUCGUCGCAAAAAAGAACCCUGACGAGUCUGCGUAUCUUUUCCCGUGUGUGGCGCCAUAAACACGCGCGGCACAAAAUAACUUCCCCAAAUUUCCUCACUUUUGAAAUCCCUCGAUCUUCCCGAAACACAACCAACAUGGCCGACGUGACGUUCCCCACGACUGCCGACAUCGUCAUCAUUGGCGGCGGCCUGGCGGGCAUGGCCGCGGCCUUGGAAGCGCUUGAAGCCAAUGCUUCGUUGCGCAUUGUCCUACUUGAAAAGGAGCCCAAAGUGGGCGGCAACUCGGCCAAGGCGUCGUCCGGCAUCAACGCGGCGCAGUCCAAGGACGACCUCGACGCGUACUUGCAAGACACGUUGAAGUCGGGCGGCGGGUUCACCAACCCUGUUCUGGCGCAGACGUUGGUCGAUCAAAGCUUGGACGGCAUCCGGUUCCUUGAAAGCAAAGGCGUGGACCUGUCGGUGCAAUGCCAACUGGGCGGCCACUCGACGGAGCGCACACGGCGCAACAAGACCGGGCCGAACGUCGGGUUCGCCAUCACGUCAGCGCUCAAGAAGGCGAUCGACGACGCCAGCAGUCAGAUUCAGAUCGUCACCGGCGCCAAAGUGACCAAGUUGGUCGCGUCCGACAACGCCGUGUCGGGGGUCGAGUACCACGUGGACAACCGCGACUUCACCGUAUCCACCCCCGCAGUCAUCUUAGCCACGGGUGGGUACUCGGCCAACACGGCGCUGCUCAAGACACUGGCGCCUGGCAUGGAGGCAUUUGCGACGACGAAUGGGCCGUGGGCGACGGGCGACGGACUGGAGCUGGCCACGGGCGUCGGCGCGGCGCUGGUCGACACGGACAAAGUGCAGCUGCACCCCACGGGGUUCAUCGACCCGAAAGACCGCCACAAGUCGACUCGGUUCUUGGCCCCCGAAGCCCUCCGCGGCGCCGGCGGCAUCUUGCUCAACGUCCACGGCCAUCGGUUCGUGAACGAGCUGGCGACGCGCAAGGAAGUGUCGAACGCGAUGCUGGCGCAGCCAGAGAAGCGGUCGUUCUUGGUCUUGCUGCAGACGGACCAAGUGCAGGCGGCGUGCCAGGCGCUGGGUCUGGGCUUUUACGAGAAGAUUGGCCUGGUCAAGGUCGUUCCGACGUUGGAAACGUUGGCCCAAGUCGUGGGGGUGCCCCAGUCGGUCUUGGACGCCGAGUUCGACUCGUACUUGAAGGCGGCGCGGGGACAAGCCGCGGACACGUUUGGCCGGACGGCGUUUGCUAACGUCACGGAGUUGCGCCCGAUGUUUGUGUUGGAAGUGGAGCCCGUGGUGCAUUAUUGCAUGGGUGGGUUGAAAGAUACGAAGAGUGUGUAGAGAUACGAUGUGGACUUGUUGUAGGGGGCGUGCAGAUCAACGAACAUGCCGAAGUCGUGCUGGGCAACCACACGACGCCCGUGAAGGGGCUGUAUGCUGCGGGCGAAGUGUCGGGCGGACUCCACGGCGGCAACCGCUUGGGCGGCAAUUCGCUCACCGAAUGCGUAGUCUUUGGACGGCUGGCGGGCCAGCGGGCGGCGGCGCUCGUCGCUGUAAAACAAUAAUUAAUAUCCUAAGAAGUUUUGUCAA
Molecule: messenger RNA, 1707 nt
Organism: Aphanomyces astaci
Lineage: Eukaryota; Oomycota; Saprolegniomycetes; Saprolegniales; Verrucalvaceae
Exons: 5
Coding region: 244-1458 (404 amino acids)
Molecular function (GO): FMN binding; oxidoreductase activity
Source: RefSeq, a predicted model, not a curated record